This is a messenger RNA of Drosophila kikkawai, 3207 nucleotides long. The record is from RefSeq and is a predicted model, not a curated record. Lineage: Eukaryota; Metazoa; Arthropoda; Insecta; Diptera; Drosophilidae.
AUGGAAACUGUUUCGGAUCCUCCAACUUUCGAGCAAUUAGUUAACUUACAGGCAAAUCGGGCCCAAUCCCUUAAAUCGACGCUGCUGAAUUUUAAAAAGGAUUCACAAUCGAGGAAAACGAGAAUUUAUUUAAAGAAGCGGUUGCAACAAGUGGAAGAGCUAAGGAGCGCGUUCCAGGAGACUGAUGCCGUGAUCGUGAAUCUAGAAGGGUUUGCGGAAUCGAGCUAUGCCGUGAAAAAUUUCCAGUCGGAGUUCGAGGAGCGUUAUAUGGACGCCUAUUGUGCCAUCGCAGAGGAUUUGGAUAGACUUGAAGCCGAGACUCCUAAGCUGCAGCCACUGCCAAGUGGAGCCGCUGAUCCGGAGGUGCGACUGAACAUGCCACAGAUGUCAGUUCCCAAGUUUUCCGGUGCGUGUGUGGACUGGCCAGGCUACUAUGACGCUUUCACGAGCCUCAUACAUAACAACAAUAAUUUGAGUAACGUACAGCGGUUACAUUUUCUGAAGGAAUCGUUGCCGGUAGGGCGCGAUAAUGACAUCCGUCAAAUGCAGCUCACGGAGACGAACUACGCCGUGGCAUGGGGAAUGAUGAUUAAAAGGUACAACAAUCCUCGUCUAGUGUUUUCCCACCACAUGAACGCGAUAUACGCGUUGCCCAGGCUGCAAAAGGAUAAUACGGAUUCCAUACGGUCGAUGCUGAGCACGGUCAAUGUUUGCCUGGCUGCAUUCCGCCGCGUCCAAGCCUUGGACGGGGAACGGCAGCACUGGUUGGCGCAUUACAUAGCAGCGAAGUUGCCCAAGGAGACCCACAACGCUUGGGAGCACCACCAAGGGAGCGGUGCCACCGUUCCCACUUAUAAGGAUUUAGAAUCGUUUUUGAAUGAUCGGCUGGUCAUAAUGGAUGCGAUCGAGAACCGAAGCUCGUCGUACGACUCCAAUAAUGGCCCAGGAUCUGCCGACCCAGGCAAGAGAGUGCGAGUGCAUAAUGCACAGGAGCACUCAAGGCGCCCGAAUAGCUCCUGUUAUCACUGUAGCGGUGACCAUAUCCUGCGUCGUUGUGCCGCCUUUCUGGCCUUGGACUGCUAUAAGAGGAAGGACAUAGUCACCAGGGCGAAAUUAUGUAUUAAUUGUCUGAGUAAAGCACAUGCGCUUUCCCGCUGUACCAGCAAUAAGAGCUGCCAAAUUUGUGGCCAGCGCCAUCAUACGCUGUUGCAUUUCCCAGCAUUGGCUCAGGACCGAUCGUCAAGCCAUACACCGCUGCAUCCAGUUCGGUCUGCCGCGACGCAUCCUGAUGCAGCUGGGGAGACCGUACCUCAGCAGGGCCUACAGUCAACGUCGGGCCAGAAUCCGGACGCAUCUUACAGAUGCUAUUCAGCAACUUCGGCGAAUGGGUCCUCCCGAAAUGUGCUCCUCGCCACUGCUCGUAUUGCCGUACGAAACCCGGUCAACGGGCUACGAGCGGUCAUAAAUGCUCUCAUCGAUCAAGGAUCUGAGGCAACCAUAGUUUCGGAGCACGUCGUACAGUCCCUGCAUCUGAGACGGUGCAAUACCCGAGCAUCGAUUUUUGGGGUGGGCCCAGGGGGCGGUCGUCGUUGCAAGUAUACAGUUAAUUUCGAAGUUAAUAGUAUUAUUAAUCCAAAUUUUUCUCUAGAGGUUGAUUCAGCAUAUGUUCUCAAUUCAGUUACUUCCUGUCUGCCUAGCCUUAGCUUCACGCCGCAGCGUUGGAAUCAUAUUCGAGGGCUCCCUCUGGCGGAUCCGAGCUACGCCCGGUCGAAGAGAGUCGAUCUCAUCUUAGGAGCGGACAUGUUGGCGCAAAUCAUGCUGCCAGACACCAGGAUUGGAUUGCCCGGCGAGCCUAUAGCGCAGAAUACACGCUUCGGAUGGAUUCUAUCGGGACGUGCCGAAGGAGUAAGAGAAGCAACACAAUUGCGCUGUCAUCGAGUGCUGCUGGACACGGAGGCAUUGCUGAAGCGUUUCUGUGAAGUCGAGUCAGUUCCUGAUCGCCCUAUAGCGACAGAGGGGGACCUCUGGUGCGAGUCGUUUUUUCAGGAGACCCACGUGCGUCGACCGGAUGGCCGCUAUGUGGUCAGGUUGCCUUUUAAAACCUAUCUCGAUCCGACCAUGGUCUUGGGAAAGUCUCAUCAGAUGGCGCUUAAUCGGUUUCUCCAGAUGGAAAGGCGUCUGUCCAACAAUCCAGACCGUUGGAGCAAAUAUGUGGAUGAGAUUGAGGAAUACUUCGCGCUCGAGCAAAUAGCGCCGGCAAUGGGCAGUGAAAGCAGCACAGUAAGGAGUACGGCCGCGAACAGGCAUGUAGCCUCUUGUGUACUUCCGCAUCACGCUGUCUUUAAGAAGGAAAUUCAGUCAACCAAACAGCGAAUCGUCUUCGAUGCCUCCUCAAGGACUAGCAAUGGAAGAUCUUUAAAUGACAUUUUGUGGACUGGGCCUACUCUUCAAAACGACAUGUCUGCAGUCAUUCUCAACUGGCGGAAAUAUCGUUUUGUUUUCACGGCGGAUAUACAGAAAAUGUAUCGGUGUAUCGAUGUUCACCCGGAAGACGCCCAAUAUCAGCGGAUUUUAUGGCGGGCGGCGGAUGGGUCCAUCAACGUUUAUGCGUUGACAACGCUAACCUUCGGAACGGCUUCGGCACCCUUCAUGGCGAUCAGAGUCAUUCAACAAUUAGCGAAGGAUGAGCGGUGUUCGUUUCCUAAGGCGGAAGAAGUAUUAAGGGACGAGAUCUACGUGGACGACAUUCUUUCCGGUGGGCAUACGAUAGAAGAUGCGGAGGAUAAACGGGCCCAGGUAUCGGGUGCUAUAAAAUCCGCUUGCAUGGAGUUGCGGAAAUGGUCCAGCAACGAAGAGAGCCUUUUGCAAUCGAUUCCGCCAGAGCAUCAAUGCAGUCGGACACCUCUGAACUGGGACGCUGCGGAUCCGAUCAAGGCAUUAGGAAUGUAUUGGCUCCCCAAUAAGGACUGCUUCAAAUUUCAGGUCAAUUUUGAGAUACCACCUACUUUCACUAAGAGGACGAUCCUGUCGAGCAUAGCGAGGCUGUUCGACCCGCUAGGUCUCAUCGCGCCAGUCAUCAUCUCGGGAAAGUUAAUAUUGAAGGAGGUAACCAUGGCUAAGAAAACGCAGGACAACGGCGCUAGGACGGCUCUGGAUUGGGACGACGAGGUUCCUAAGGCUCUUGCGUUGUCAACGCAUAAACGUUGA